Molecule: messenger RNA, 636 nt
Organism: Maudiozyma saulgeensis
Lineage: Eukaryota; Fungi; Ascomycota; Saccharomycetes; Saccharomycetales; Saccharomycetaceae
Source: the annotation of a GenBank genome assembly
AUGUACCUAUUUCAAGAAGGCGGUACCUCACCAAUCAAUGGAGAUACAGAAAAUGUAUUAAUCCCAGAAUUAGAAUUUGUUGAGGUGAGUAACGUCGGAGAUCCUUCAAUCAAUGAUAUGGAUAAUAAUAAAGUAGAAGAUGAACAGGAAGCCAACGAUGGAUUUGAAUUCUUCCCAUUGUUUGCAACAGAAGAAUUAACCAAGGUUGAUCUUACUGAACAGGUUGAUGAUCUAGUACCGAUAAUACAAAAGAGACGCGAGAGUUAUUAUUUUGCUUCUUACAAUGACCUGCAAACGAAGGAAUUUGAAAAGGCAGGAAUAACAUAUGACCAGUUAAUUGAGAUGUCCCGAACGCCUUACAAGAGAUAUAGAGAUUCUAUACUAAACAUCAACACAUAUAAUGCAACAAUAGAAGAACAAAAUAUAAAGGAGAAGAAAGCAAAAAAGAGGAAACCAGGGAAGAAUCAAAGAAUGGCCAGGAAACAAGCUAAAUUAAAUAUCGCAAAACGAGACGAUCUUAGAAAACAAUUAAAGAAGAAAUUCCGUAAGAGAGGUGGUAAAAAGAAUAAAAAGAAAGAGAAAAUGAAUCCGUUAUUACAUGCUGGUGCUCUACCUGCUGAUGCCAUGACGGUAUGA